AGUUAUGUUGCUGUGGCGAAUGCUGUUGGCUACGCCGCCGUCCGUGCCGAGUCCGACGCACGAUUUCAGUCAGUUGCACGCAUCUCCAGGUCGUUCCCGAGAGCCCUGGAGAGUUCUAGUGACAUCCUGACUAGUGUCCAAGUGGGUAGUGUUAGCAGUGAACGUGAGAAUAUUGGGUAUCUUCACGUGCAGAGACAGAACGUAGCCUCCUUACGAAUUCGGUGUGCUUCCACCAGGUGAUCGUGAAAACACGCCGUUUGAACAGUGAGCCGGACUUACGAAUGAUUUUUAAUCGAGAAGGAAAAUCUUGAGAGAACGACAAGUUCUUCACUUUCAAAAUCAAAGAUGUCUGCUAUAUCUGGCUAGAAAACUUUAUGGGAGAGUACCAGAGAAUGAGGAUCACGAAUCUUCGAUCGGAGGAGUAGCGGCAAACAAGAGGAUAUAAUAUAUUGAAGCAAACAGGCUGAUGCAUUUAUUGGAGAUGCUCACACUGUUGUGUACUCUGACGAAUUAGUAAAACCGUUUACCAGAGUGCCGAGUUACUAAGAGUAAACAAAGUACUGAUAAGUGUCAUCGUCACGUGAUAACGUUUCUCCUUCUCUAUCUCCGCCCUCACGUUGGGAGUAAAUGAUACUGGAAGGUGUGCAGAGUCAACGGCCAGUAGGCGAGUCGUUUACGCAGUUGUCAGUGUGAACGGAGCUUAACUUGGCGUGACCACCAGUUCGGCCAUUCAGUUUCCCGCGACUGACGAUGUAGAACGUUCGCGGAUCUCGCGAUGGCAAGAUAGCCCAAGAGGACAUGGAGGAUUAGCCUGAGGAAAGGAGAAGGAAAGAAAAGCGGCUGAUAGAGGAAGAUAUAAGAUAGUGAAAAAAAGUUGGGAAAAAGAAUUUUGAAAAUUGACUGUCUAUCAAAAAAAAAAUAUUUUGAAUUUCGCGGCAUAGUCGAGCUUCGAGUAUAUAAGUAAUACAGCAGGGCAGUGAAUUAUGAAAAUGAUGGGAGACGUGGUAGCAGCCCCGGUCGAUGAUGGGACUACUUCCGGUCAGCCUGGUUCUACCAGUAAAGAAUUUGGACACAAGACCCUCAGGUCCUUGAAGAGGGGAUUGGGGAGACUCUGGAGGAGACACAGGGGAAACGCAUCCAUUACCGAAUACGAUCCUUGCUACAAGGUUGCCUAUCUUGGAAACGUGCUCACUGGUUGGGCCAAAGGAGAUGGAUGCGUGGAGAAGCCUGUGUCCACUUUAUGGAGGAAUUAUGUGAGCAGCAGUCGACCUGACGUCACUAUGAGACUCACUAUCACAAAUGGCGGACUCACUGCCACCACCAAGGAUCAUGGCCUGACUGAAUAUUGGGCACACAGAGUGACGUAUUGCACGGCUCCUGCUUCACAUCCUAGACUAUUCGUCUGGGUUUACAGACACGAGGGACGUAGGUUGAGACCGGAACUGAGGUGCCACGCUGCGCUUUGCUUCAAGGAGUCGACUGCCAGGAGACUGGCGUCCAUCUUGAACACCAGGUUACAGCAGGCGUUGUUGGAAUUCAGACGUGACAAAGUCUCUAGACAGAAUGCCAGACUCUCGCUGGCCAAUGCCGUGUAUGAGAAUCCGUCGCUGCCAAGGAGAAAGAUCCUGUUGAGUACCGGAGGGCAGAAUUACAGACCACCCUUGGAAAGGUCGAAGAGUGCACCAAAACUGUCGGCCAUCGAGGAGGACUCUGUGGCUGAAGAGAUAGAGCAGCAACGUCUUCUGGAGGAACUGCGUACCCUGGAGAACGUCGCUCGCAGCUGGCAGGAGCAGGAAGACUGGAGGAUAGCUCGUCUAGUGGAUGCGUUGAAUCGUACCUCUGGAGAGUCUUCUGAUGAGAAUGGUAGCAUAUCGAGCGGUUGUGAAACGGCCAGUACAGCCAAUAGCGAGGAGAGGGCGCCAGGAGCUGAGGAUGCUCAUCCUGUCAGGGAGUCAGAGGUCAGGAGUCCUAGGAGAGUCUUCUUCUCGGACGAGGUACUGCGUCCUGGUGCUACGGGACUUAGGAGGAAUUCUGAAGGUUCGCCGAACUUUAUGACCUGCACCGGAAGUCCGAAGUUUCUGAGUAGCUCGACAAACCGUAAAAGGUUCUUGAUCAGGACCGACGAGGAGGAAGAGGAAGAAGAAUUGGAAGAGGAGGAAGAGGAGGUCAGGUCGAAUGUCUUCGACUUCGAAGAGGGAGAAGACUUCGGCGUUGACGAGGUCGUUGAUUAUAGACCGAGGGGUGAGAGUCCUAGAAGAUUAGAGAACAGUCAGGAAAGAAGAUUAGAAGGCGCCAGGUGUGAAAAAUAUAUUUCGAAGAAGGCCGAGGCAGAGAUCCUAGAGGAGGAUGAGUUCUUCCGGUUGGAUUCCCUUGAUGAGGAAGCCGACAGCGACGAGAGCGGCUACGUCGAGGCACCACCCAAGUCCUUACUCAGUCAAGAGGAACCUAAGGAUCCUUUGGAGAAGGUUGAGAGUAUUGAGACAAAAAGUUUAAGGACGAGAGAGAAAGUGGAGAACAUGCUGGGCAAUUCGAAGACUCCGGACCGGAAGGCCCUGGACCAGAAAGAGUUACAGGACAUACAGGAAGCUUUGUGUGAACUCGAUUCUGCUGUUGCCUCCGAAGACAAUCGCAGGAGACGCGAUAAGGAUAAGGAUUUCAUAAUGUGCCCAAUUUCGGAAACUAUUAGGAAACUUGCUAACGCUUCUCUAAAGAGUUCCAAGUCCUUGGAGAUAUCCACGAGCACCUGUCUCAAGGCACUGAACAAUCUUAAGACAUCAAAGUCCUUUGACUCAUCCAUAACCAAGUCCACCUUAGAAGUUCACGAGGAGUCGCCAAGUCUUCAUCAGAGAAAGCAGCUAUUAGCCCAACAAGGUGUCACCGUGUAACCCUCUAAAGCGUCUAAAACGGGAAAAGAAGCAAAUGGAAUUGUAUACAAAAGAAAUAGAUCAAUCGAUCGAUAAAUCAAUAGGUCAAUACGAAUGGAGGAUGAGACAAUAUACUAUGUAGGUACUAGCAUAGGAAAAACUCACCUCUCUAGAAUCACGCAGGUGCGUAGAUCGUUCAAAACGUGAAAAAUAAAGAAAAAAAGAAAAGGUGCCGAACUCUGGGAGUUCACAUCGCGUGUUAUCCACACUGUAAAUAUGGCGGCCCUUUGUCAGGCGGAUGUCGAAUAGAAACACGGGGCCUUUAAGCAUAAAAUUAAUAUCAGACAAACACUGUAUAGAAUCUUCUUGAAGUGAACUUUUAAGACUUCUGUAUAGUCUAUAAAAAUAAAACUGUGGAGCGUGAAAAGAGACUUUAUACGCAGUCUAUAAAGUUGAGGAUACUCUGAAAGCGUCGAGUAUAUUUGAAACGUCCAUUAUUAGUCGAUACAUACAAAUCUAUAUAUAUAUAUAUAUAUAUAUAUAUUUACACACACACAAGGUUAUCCAUUUCAAACGUACCAGUCAAAUAUAACAAGUGCCAUCAUUUAUAUGGCACCAUCUGGCUGUUACGUUUGAAUUUAAUCACUCUGUAUAUAAGUGUAGUAUAGUACGGUGCACAAGGUAUAGUCUAUCCACAAGUAAAAUCUGUUUCUAGAGGCCAUCUAUCUGUGCCUUUUAAUGCGAAGGCAGUCCCCUAGACCUCAGAAUUUACUUACGGGUCGAUUUUAUCUGCACGCACGCAUGCACAAACUACGGGCAAAUUGUGUAUUCGCCUUAAUUUAUAAUUCAGCUGAGCGUACCUUGAUCCCCCUUUAAGUAACGCCCACGCCACGCUAUUAAGCACAGAGCGACUGAAGGUUAGACAGUUGCUGGGCCUUAUGCCCAAGAGAUUAUACAUAGAAUUGCCAUUGAGUAGGGUCCCAAAUGGAAUCGUACUCGAAUCCUCAAAGGUGUAAUCGCGAUCCUGGCGUCCAUUGGCAAGACGCAUAGCGAAGGAAUCGCAAUUCGCAAAUUCGCGCUAAUAAAAUCGUGGUCAACGAAUAAAGAUGAUGAAGUACGUAACGGACAAUUUUAUUUCAAAGACGUUUCUGUAGCACAAUCAAAAAUAAAAAAAGCGUACACGCUCGCGCUUUCGAGUAAACGCGAGGAUUGUAAAAACAAAAUGAAACAAAAUAUAUUGAAUACUCUGUAAA
Cephus cinctus (wheat stem sawfly) is the source of this 4117-nucleotide messenger RNA. RefSeq lists its product as uncharacterized. NCBI's taxonomy places the organism in Eukaryota, Metazoa, Arthropoda, Insecta, Hymenoptera, Cephidae. The record is from RefSeq and is a predicted model, not a curated record. The coding region runs from base 984 to 2885 and encodes 633 amino acids. The transcript has 4 exons.